This is a messenger RNA of Quercus robur (English oak), 3860 nucleotides long. RefSeq names its product putative pentatricopeptide repeat-containing protein At3g23330. Bases 209 to 2581 code for a protein of 790 amino acids. Lineage: Eukaryota; Viridiplantae; Streptophyta; Magnoliopsida; Fagales; Fagaceae. The record is from RefSeq and is a predicted model, not a curated record. The transcript has 3 exons. Gene Ontology annotation, biological process: RNA modification. Gene Ontology annotation, molecular function: zinc ion binding; protein binding; RNA binding.
UUUUUUGAGACAAAAUUGGUUUUAAAGAUCAGAUUAGUAAGUUUUUAAAAAUUUUGAGCUUGAUUGGCGUUAGUUAGAUUUUACCCCAAAAAAAAAAAUUCUGAAACAUUUCACCCAGAUUAAUCGCUAGGCUCUAGUAGUAGCGUUUUCCACAUCUCCACCGCCACCACCAUAAUGCCCGUUGACAAAAUACCAUCUCCUCGAACCAAUGACCUCAACUCAAACCCUUCUCAAAAGCCUCCUCAAAAACCCAUCCACCAUCAAAACCAAGUCCCAAGCCAAACAACUCCAUGCCCAAAUCCUCAAAACCAAAUCCCCAUGUUCCACUCACCUCUCUAUUCUCCUCUCCAUUUACUCAAACUUUAAGCUUUUGCAUCACUCACUUCUUGUCUUCAACGCCCUCCAUUCUCCUCCCACUCUUGCUUGGAAAUCCAUCAUCAGAUGCUACACUUCCCAUGGCCUUUCCCACCAAUCUUUGGCUUCGUUUAUCCAAAUGCGGGCUUCAGGCAAGUAUCCUGAUUGCCAUGUUUUCCCUUCUGUCCUGAAAUCAUGCACGUUGUUGAUGGACUUGAGGUUGGGCGAGUCGGUCCACGCCUGCAUUGUAAGGCUUGGUAUGGAUUUCGAUUUGUACACUGGCAAUGCGCUUAUGAGUAUGUAUUCUAAGUUUGAAAGCAUGUGUGAGAGGGGCUUGCGCCACGUGUUCGAUAAAACUCCUGAGAGAAGGGAAAUUGGAAAAUGUAGGGAAUUGAGUUGUAGAAUUGUGUCUGAGGAGUUAGAAAGUGAGGCAGGGAUGCUAUACUUUGAUAGGAAUGCAAAUAGAGAAAAGGGUGUUGGUGAGUCUUUGAUAAACAAUAAUUUUGAUAAUGGUAAUUCAAAUGAAUUGAUAAAUAAUUUUGAAAAACAGAUCAUGGGUAUUGAUCAUAGUGUUAACUUGAACCAAAUUAAGGAUGAGUUGUUUCAAAUGAAUGAUAGUUAUAAGAGAAUGGGAGGCACAAGGGCUUUUAGAAUGGAUAGUGUGAGAAAGAUUUUUGAUUUGAUGCCAAACAGGGAUCUUGUUUCUUGGAAUACUGUGAUUGCAGGAAAUGCACAAAAUGGAAUGUAUGAAGAAGCUUUAGCAAUGAUUAGGGAGAUGGGGGGUGCCAACUUGAAGCCGGAUUCCUUCACUUUGUCAAGUGUCCUUCCUAUCUUUGCAGAAUAUGUGAAUGUAAGAAAGGGGAAGGAAAUCCAUGGGUAUGCCAUAAGACAUGGGUUUGAUGCAGAUUUGUUCAUUGGAAGUAGCUUAAUUGACAUGUAUGCAAAGUGUACUCGUGUGGAAGAUUCAUGUCAGGUCUUCAAUCUCUUACCUCAGCGUGAUAGCAUUUCAUGGAACUCUAUAAUUGCAGGGUGUGUACAAAACGGUCUGUUUGAUGAAGGCUUGCAAUUCUUUCAGAAAAUGUUGAAGGCUAAAAUUAAGCCAAGGCAUGUUUCCUUUUCAAGUAUUAUGCCAGCUUGUGCUCACCUGACAUCGCUACAUUUGGGGAAGCAGUUACAUGGAUACAUAAUUAGGGGGGGAUUCGAUGAUAAUGUGUUUAUAGCUAGCUCCCUUGUGGACAUGUAUGCCAAGUGUGGGAACAUUAGGAUAGCUAGGAGGAUUUUUUAUAAGAUGGAGCAGCAUGACAUGGUGUCAUGGACAGCCAUAAUCAUGGGAUAUGCCUUGCACGGGCAUGCCCAUGAUGCCAUUGCCUUAUUUAAGCAGAUGGAAAUGGAGGGAGUAAAACCCAACGAUGUGGCUUUUGUGGCUGUGUUGACUGCCUGCAGCCAUGCUGGAUUGGUAGAUGAAGCUUGGAAAUAUUUUAAUAGUAUGACCCAGGAUUUUGGAAUAGUUCCAGGCUUGGAGCAUUAUGCGGCUGUUGCAGACCUUCUGGGUCGAGCUGGAAGGUUGGAGGAAGCUUAUAAGUUUAUCUGUAACAUGCAUAUAAGACCGACAGGAAGUGUCUGGUCAACAUUGUUGGCUGCCUGUAGGGUUCACAAGACUGUUGAAUUGGCAGAAAAGGUAGCUGGGAAAAUAUUCAGGGUUGAUCCUGAGAACAUGGGAGCAUACAUUUUAUUGUCAAAUAUAUAUUCUGCUGCCAGGAGAUGGAAAGAUGUAGCAAAUUUGAGAAUCUCCAUGAGAAAGAAGGGCAUGAAAAAGAAACCAGCUUGCAGCUGGAUUGAAGUUAGCAACAAGGUUCAUGCUUUUGUGGCUGGAGAUGAAUCCCAUCCGUAUUAUGAAAGAAUAAAUGAGGCACUGAAAGUUUUACUAGAGCAGAUGGAGCGAGAAGGAUAUGUUCCCGACACAAAAGAGGUGCUCCAUGAUGUUGACGAGGAGCAGAAGAGAUACUUACUGUGUAGCCAUAGCGAAAGGCUCGCUAUAGGAUUUGGCAUCAUCAGCACUCCUGCGGGAACAACAAUUCGAGUAACAAAGAAUAUUCGUGUCUGUGUGGACUGCCACAUAGCGAUUAAGUUUAUAUCAAAGAUAGUUGGCAGAGAGAUCAUUGUGAGGGAUAAUAGCCGAUUUCACAAUUUCAAGGAUGGAAGGUGUUCUUGCGGUGAUUACUGGUGACAUGGCAUAAAGAUCAUGUCUAUCGGAUUAGACCUGAAACCAUUAGAAAUGGGCCGAGCUGCAAGAUGACUUGGUUGAUUAAAAACACAGUUUUAAGCAUGUCAAAGAGAUUGGUAGCCACCACUAACCAACCGAUAAAAAAGGAAUUCCUUAUGGCACUGCUAGUCUGCUACCAAGCAAGCAUAGGAAAAUACUAAAUACAACGAAACUGCAUUGUUGCAAAGCCUUCAUCAGCCAAGUUGUUGUCAUCUACUUCCAACACUUCAGGAAAUGACAUUGUUCCUUUUAAGAACUGCAUCACAUGUUUGGUUCAGAGAACUAUCUACUGAUUACCAGAAAUUUCUUUCAGGAAAAAAGACAUCACUCCGUUGUAGAACUGCAUCACAUGUUCUGUUUGGAGAACAAUCUAUUCAUUACCUGAAAGAAUUCCCACAGCAAAGUUCAUUCAUUCAGAUAGCAAUGUGUAUCCUAUCACUCACUUCUUUAACAAGGUUGAGUUAUUUUGCAACAACUCCAUAAAGACUUCAAUAUUUUGCUUCACCAGAAGGAAGAGAUGAUCUAUAGCAAUACAAUCAGAAGGAGUGAAGAACUGUUCUUGAGGUGAUUUCAAAUAAAUUUUUGCAGUCACCCUUUCAUGGAUUUGUGGAGGAUAGAAUGAUACAAAGUGAAUCCAGUGCAACUGCUCCAGUUUUAUUCUGCUUUGGUUGCCGAAGUGAGGAUAUUGACUUCCUAUACAAAGUUUUUUGAUUUUUGCAUUCCCAAAAUGGUGGGAUACUUUCUGAAGCCAAGGGUGGAGGUUUAUUGUUGCAUUCUCAACAGAUCUGCUACAGAAGGUGUAGGGGUCGAGUCAACCUCAGUUGGAAUAGAUGAAUGUCACAAUUAAUUUUUAUGUGGGAAUGAAGGGAUAGCUCACAAUGGGAAAUCCAAGGAGACCAGACCCAGAAACAAGAGAGGUGAUAUUGGGCCAAAAAAUACUCACAUAUAAGAUUACCUAAGUUGGUUUCUUCCUUAAACACAGACGUGCAACAGUGGAGAACUGGGAGAUUUCUCUCUGAUACCCAAUUUCUCUCUCUUUGUGUAUCCUUCCCAAUUUUUCUGAACCCCUUCCACUAUGGGGUUUUCCCCUAUUUAUAGCGAUGUAAGCAAUGGGCAUGCUAUGAUAGGGGCUCUGCUCUGUUAGACAUCAUAUUCCCUUUUUAGAAUCAUAGUGGGAGUAUGUGUCUACCCAUUGUUCAUACUGGUCACUUCAUCAAUUAGUGCGUGGGCCCCUAUUUUCUUC